AUGACUUUUGACCAGACAAGUUUGGUCAUCGUCAAUGGUGAUAGGGGGAUGAGUUAGGAUAAGUUGAUAAGAGAGAAUAGUAGGGAUACCGAUCAUGUGGGUGGAGGGUCCUAAAUCAAUAAUUCAUGAUGUUGAAGUGGAAGCAAGGAGAGCAUGUAUACAUGGUGUGGAGGAGGCUGAAAAUGAGGUGAGACUAAUAGAAGUGGAAGCGUUGGUACCAUUGGUGCAACGAAGGAUGCUAUACUCUACAAGCACCAAGGUCACAUGGAAGGUAGGACUUGGAACAUGAAAAGGAGUGGAGGACGCUAGAGUUGGAAAAGUUAUCGUCAGUUGUGUAAAAGUAGGCUUGCCGAAUUACUUCCAACACUUAUUAGCCAGAUGAUUCUACUUUCCACAGUAUGGACAUGGAGGAAAGGUGUUGUGUCCACAUCCAUGAGAUGUACGACCAUCAUCAGGAUGGGAAUGAGGGAUAUCAUUUAGAGCCUCCGGAGCAGUAAUGGCAAGAGCCAAAGGAGUAGAGGUGGCACUUAGAAAAGAAAAAAAUGAGUGGAUGGUCAUAUUAGUGGUGACCCAAAAGGCUGUUGAUAAGAUAGAGGCGAGAUCAUACAUGUGAUCUCUAGAGAGAACAACCCCCUAGAUUUGAGAUGUGAUGGAUAGAUGAAGUCCAUUGAGAUAAACCCUAGUAUAAAAUUCCUAGCGAUAACAUUAGAGGAUCAAGAGGUCAGUAAUAGGGGGCUGAUAGAUAUCAACCUCCUAAAUGAAGGCCUAGAGGCAACUUGA
Messenger RNA from Spirodela intermedia, 780 nucleotides. NCBI's taxonomy places the organism in Eukaryota, Viridiplantae, Streptophyta, Magnoliopsida, Alismatales, Araceae. The record is from the annotation of a GenBank genome assembly.